CGCCGAUCAAGUGCACAAUUUCGCUGGGGUCCAUGAUCCUGCCAAGCUGGAAGCUCGGCCGAUGUUUCUGCCACCCGUCCUCCGCCAAUGCCAUGCCCUAUCAACGGGCGUCAAAGCUGCACCUCAGGUCCUCCGCCAGCGGUGGUAUCAGCGAUUAAGGUUAUUUUGCCACCCUGGCUACUGCGCCGUCGUUUCUGCAGCAUCCCUACAGAGCCGGUACGGAACAGAGGGCUCUGUUAGUCCUUGGGCCGUCACCUCCCGGCCACGAGGGCUUCCGCGUGUGUCAACUUGGUAGCCUCCAACCAGCGAUGGAGCUCUCGGCGCAUCCCCUCGGCUCCAGCAGCCAUGUCUUGGACGGCGAGAGCCAUCCGAGCUAGGGGCUCGUCCUCCAUCUCGCCAAGCCGUCCAACUUGCCGUCAUCCCGUCUCCAAGCCCACCUGCCGUGGUAGUGCCAGGGCGGAAGAGCACUGCAUCACGCCUCUGUUUACCACCAUGCACCCUUGACUACCCAUAUAGUCGGAUCCCUGCCGUUUAUCUGGCUACCCAUGCAGUCUGAUACGCAACGGAUGACUCCUUCACUACACAUCCGGAUAUGCUUUGUGUGUUUGAUAAAUCUUGGCAGACGGUUCAUCGCGCAUCCGUCCCAAGACCCCACGUCCAUUAUACCCGCCUGCAUAUCUGUGUCCAUCUGUAUAUAACUCCCCGUGUGUUCGUGUUCCCAUAGCCAUUGUCUUGUUGUCAUCAUCCACACCAAAGCAUCUUCGGUCUUCAAGCCUCUUCCAUUCACUCUACAGUCGUUCCUUCUGAGCUGUGCUCACUGUUCUAUUUUACAUUCCUUCUAUACCCAUUUACCUGAACUUGAGCUGUGCUCCUAAUUCAACCUUUUAAUUCAAAAUGAAGUUCUCUACCAUCUUCGCCGGUGCCCUCGCCGCUGUCGCCUACGCCGCUCCCACCGAGAAGCGCGGACAGCUCGACAUUGGCCAGCUCAACAACCUGCAGCGCUUCAACCAGCUCGACAUCAACUACCUGAACGUCAUCAACUCCCUGGACCUGCAGCUCCUCAACACCCUGGCCGUCCAGAACAACUUCAACGCCCUCGCCUUCCAGGGUCUGUUCCAGCAGAACCAGGUCUUCGACGUCGCCUCCCUCCUGCAGCUCCAGCAGCUCCAGACCCUCCUCCAGCUCGGCCAGCUCGGCGUCUUCAACGCCUUCGACCUCUCCAACCUCAACCUCCAGGCCCUGCAGCUCGGCCUCAUCAACAACGUCGGCAGCUUCAACCUCGGCAGCCUCAUCGACGCCUCCCUGAUCCCCCAGAUCACUGCCAUCUCUGAGCAGACCAUUGUUGUUGCCAAGGAGUAACUUCUCCAUCUCAUGGGAUAAUUACACCGGGCAGCUGGCAGGGUGGGGAGAAGAAGAGGGGACGGGUACCCGGGUGGGACCCGAGCAGAUCAUCUUUGUUCCGUCCACAUGAAGAAACGAUACAUUCAUGGUAAAUAAUAAUACGAUCACUGUCUAGGCUCG
This is a messenger RNA of Diaporthe batatas, 1521 nucleotides long. RefSeq lists its product as uncharacterized. The record is from RefSeq and is a predicted model, not a curated record. The coding region runs from base 895 to 1359 and encodes 154 amino acids. The transcript is spliced from 4 exons. NCBI's taxonomy places the organism in Eukaryota, Fungi, Ascomycota, Sordariomycetes, Diaporthales, Diaporthaceae.